AUGGAUCACGGCGACAUGACUAUGGCCACUACCACGGCUGCCAUGGCUGCCACCGGCACCAUGAACAUGCCUGCAGCCACCAGCAGCAAGGCCGCCAUGUCCAUGGGAGGCAGCGGCUGCAAGAUUUCUAUGCUGUGGAACUACAACACGGUCGGAUCUUGCUUCAUCAGCAGCUCCUGGAAGAUUACCUCCAACGGCAUGUUCGCCGGCUCCCUCAUCGGUGUCAUCCUCCUCGUCAUGCUCCUCGAGUUCCUCCGCCGCGCCGUCAAGGAGUACGACCGAUACCUCAUCCGCACCCACAGGGCCCGCUACGCCGAUGCUGGCGCCGUCUCCCCUAGCUCCGCCAGCGCUGACGACCACGGCAAGGGUCCCUCUGCCUCCACCGCCGCCGUCCGUUCCAACGCCAUCCCCCCGUUCCGACCCAACGUUUUCCAGCAGGCUGUCCGCGCUCUUAUCCAUGUCUGCCAGUUCGCCGUCGCCUACUUCGUCAUGCUGCUCGCCAUGUACUACAACGGCUACAUGAUCAUCUGCAUAUUUAUCGGUUCCUACAUCGGCGCCUUCCUCUUCCAGUGGGAGACUCUGUUUGAUGAGCCCACCAGCGCCGCCAAAGAGGCUACCGUCUGCUGCGGUUGA
Colletotrichum spaethianum is the source of this 633-nucleotide messenger RNA. RefSeq names its product copper transport protein ctr4. Gene Ontology annotation, cellular component: membrane. Gene Ontology annotation, biological process: copper ion transmembrane transport. The record is from RefSeq and is a predicted model, not a curated record. Bases 1 to 633 code for a protein of 210 amino acids. Gene Ontology annotation, molecular function: copper ion transmembrane transporter activity. The transcript is spliced from 4 exons. NCBI's taxonomy places the organism in Eukaryota, Fungi, Ascomycota, Sordariomycetes, Glomerellales, Glomerellaceae.